UCAGGUGGUCCCGAGCCGAGCGCUGGUUCGCCCAUCGCUCUGCUUCAUGGAAUCAUAGACUUUUGAUUACUCCCUAGACAGGGUCCCGAUGCCCCGCCCCCCGCCGAGCAACAAUCCGAACAGGAGGACCUGAACCGAGCGCUAUUGCGCCAUCAAUCGUAAAUCCGAUAACGAGACUCAAGAAUCGAUGAUGGAACGUUCAUAAAAAGCCAGGAUUCUCUAACGUUGACGAACUCUAAACGCGACGCCACUGCUCUUGUUGUACUUGCAGGACCUCUCGAUCUGAAGCAAAUAUCUGAGGAACUGUCAUGGGAGGUUGACAUGCAGUUCGGUACUCCGGAUAGAGCCGGGCUCCUAUCGCAUCCACUCAAUCCAGGGACUAUGUCUAGAUCGGGAUUCUUGAAGUCGCUCGCAAUCGGGGAUCACAACCAAUUGGACAGACCCAAGCUCGCAUCCUCCCCAGAUCUCGCUUUCAGAAACCCCACCGUUUGUGGUUCCUUUUCUUCAACAUCAUUUACCAUUUUCUCUGUCGGACGUCGAGUGAAUUUUGUUCUUCAAAUAGGUCUCUGAAGAAACACUCGACUAGUUUCUUGGAGUUCGUGUAUGAAAGACCUCUAUCUAAAUGUGAUAAGGCUUUUGUGGGUUUUCCAAGUCACAACAACAAAACUUGAAAUAAGACCAGAGACCUUUCACUUGCAUAUACAAGGCCACCCGCAAGCAGCCAUCGUUACAGUAAAGAGGUGCUGUGCCUUGUGAAGGAAAGUUCCUCACUUUCAACUCUGAGCGACUUUCCGCACCCGACACUCAGCUCAUGUUCAACCUCUCAACCAGCAACUCACAUCAAGGGCCUUGAAGACAUGGCAAACCUGUCGCAGCCUGGCCAUGGACCAGUUCAGACGAGUGCAGUCGUUGUGCUUGGUGCCUCCUCAUGCCUUGCAAUACCUCCUCCCUCACCUCCUACACCAUCCUCAUCACCACCCGGGGACACCUUCUGUGAACCCAUCGAUCCAUUGAGUUUGGAACGAGAACUGAGAGGAGACUCUCAAAUCAAGGAUCAGCGUCUGCGAGAAGGGGUUCAUGUGCUCAAUACAGAGGCAUUGGCCUUGAGAAAUCUUUUGCGACUGUAUGAAACAGAUCCUGUAGCCCGCGACGGCUUCAACUUGUCGGUCCAGGCUAUUACCAAGCAGCAACGGGCGAACGGCAAACUCGUUGUUAUCGGUGUAGGCAAAUCAGGACAUAUUGGACAGAAACUCGUGGCCACGUUCAAAAGUCUCGCCAUUCAAGCCGUCUUUCUUCAUCCAACUGAAGCCUUACAUGGUGACCUUGGUAUCAUAGGGCCUAGCGAUACUCUGUUGUUCAUCACGUAUUCAGGCAAGACUCAAGAGCUGCUCAUCAUGCUGCCUCAUAUCGAUGAGUCACUCCCGACUAUACUUCUCACAUCGCACACUUCCCCGGAAACAUGUGAGUUCAUCAACCAUCGGCCUAACACCAUCUUGCUCCCGGCCCCGAUUCCAGAACCUGAGAAGACCUCAUUUGGCGUUUCUGCUCCCACCACAUCGACGACAGUGGCGUUGGCUCUUGGUGAUGCAAUUGCAGUUACAGCAGCUAAGGAGAUCAAUGCCAGCAUUGCGGCUGUCUUUGCGAAGAAUCACCCUGGUGGUGCUAUCGGUGCCGCAGCUCGACAACCUCGUACCAUCAAAGAUAUAGCAGUCAGUUGGCGUGAUAUACCGAUAGCACCAGAGUCAGAGGGGGUGAGUCUGGGGUUUGACUUGCUGCGUGCUGGCCUCGAUUCGGUCACUGGUUGGGUCAGAGUGCAAGAUCGAGUUGCCUCACCGGGUACAAUACGAAAGAUCAGUAAAGACGACUUGAACAAGAGUUUGGAGGAGAUCCCGGAUGCCUCAAUACCGAAUUCUCUGAUGCUUUCGCUAUCCUCAGAGACUACUAUCCGUCAGGCAUGUGAUAUCUUGAAGAACAUGCAACUGUCACCGAACGACGAAGAUCUGCCAUGCGAGCGGGAAUCUGCCAUAGCAGUGAUGGAAAUGGGAGAGAUAGUGGGCGUUCUGGAAGUUGGUUGUCUCUUGGAUUUUGAAAGAUGAUGCAUCGGAAGACAUGCAUGGACGAUAUUUAUGGCUCCUUACAUUCGGGGCUACACUUAUGACUGGAAAGGCUAGAUAUCGACGCAUUAUGGCAGCGCAUUGGCGAUUGUUACUAGGAGUUAUCAUAGAUGACUGCACAGCGCAUCUUACGGGGAAAUUGGCGUUUUAUAGACAAGUCUACACAUGCACCCAGACUAAGGGUUUACGAAAUGCAAAUCCACGUUUUGCUAUGAAACAUAAUACUGAGAUUUCGGGCCAUUUCUCUACUCUCUUGAAUGGUGUGAGUGUCAUCGGCUUUAGUAGUAGAGCUUAAAAGUGUACUCUAAGUCCCGACGAGCGUUCAGAUUCAUGUCGAAGGGCCUCCCGGGUCACUGCCAAC
Molecule: messenger RNA, 2475 nt
Organism: Fusarium verticillioides 7600
Lineage: Eukaryota; Fungi; Ascomycota; Sordariomycetes; Hypocreales; Nectriaceae
Exons: 2
Coding region: 858-2096 (412 amino acids)
Biological process (GO): carbohydrate derivative metabolic process
Molecular function (GO): carbohydrate derivative binding
Source: RefSeq, a predicted model, not a curated record